GAAAGGAACUUCUCUCGCUUGCUCAUUCCGUCUCUCCUUGUCCUCUCUCCUAAGCACCUGGAGCCCAGGCCUGGCUCCAAACCCAUGAAAACUGCCCAAGUGUAAAAGCUUCUCAAGAAUGAGAUGGAUCCUGGGGCGAAUUCCCCUCAGAAGCAGGAUAAAGAGAAUUUAGUGGGCAUCAGCAGUAAAGGGCUUGGUGUAUGUGGCUGGAUCCUGUUUUCCCUUUCUUUGCUGCUGAUGAUCAUUACCUUCCCCAUCUCCAUAUGGAUGUGCUUGAAGAUCAUUAAGGAGUAUGAACGUGCUGUUGUAUUCCGACUGGGACGCAUCCAAGCUGACAAAGCCAGAGGGCCAGGUUUGAUCCUGGUCCUGCCCUGCAUAGAUGUCUUUGUCAAGGUUGAUCUCCGAACUAUUACUUGCAACAUUCCUCCACAAGAGAUCCUCACCAGAGACUCCGUGACUACGCAAGUGGACGGAGUCGUCUAUUACAGAAUCUAUAGUGCUGUGUCUGCCGUGGCUAAUGUCAACGAUGUCCACCAAGCCACAUUUCUGCUGGCUCAGACUACCCUGAGGAAUGUCUUAGGGACGCAGACCCUGUCCCAAAUUUUAGCUGGCCGAGAGGAGAUUGCCCAUAGCAUCCAGACCUUACUUGAUGAUGCCACCGAGCUGUGGGGGAUCCGGGUGGCACGAGUGGAAAUCAAAGAUGUCCGGAUUCCGGUGCAGCUACAGCGGUCCAUGGCUGCGGAGGCCGAGGCCACCCGGGAAGCCAGGGCCAGGGUCGUUGCCGCCGAAGGGGAAAUGAAUGCUUCCAAGUCUCUGAAGUCAGCCUCCAUGGUGCUGGCCGAGUCCCCAGUAGCCCUCCAGCUGCGUUACCUGCAAACCCUCACCACCGUGGCCACCGAGAAGAAUUCCACCAUCGUCUUCCCUCUGCCCAUGAAUAUCCUGGAGGGCAUCGGUGGUGUCAGCUACAAUAACCAUGAGAAGGCUACGAACAGAGCCUGAGGUUUUGGGCUGUGGUCAGCCGCUGCUUGGGGAGCUGUUGCCAGUUCUCUCGGGAGAACCCAGCGGUCAGAAGGACUGAGAAUUGCAACAAUAUUGAACCAGAGGGACGCCGCUGCUAGAAUAGCAUUGGCAGAAAAAUGCCAUAAAGCCUCCCCCUAAAAGUGGGGGCCUGGUUAUAUUAUCCCAGAGCAUAAACAGCUUUGCAUUAUCCAUAUUAGUCAGUUAGCAGGCAUUCGACUUAAGGCAGGAACUUGCUUGCUUGCAGCAGGGAGAAGAAAUCUUUGCAAAACCUUGGCUAAGAUUUCAGCAUUAAUUUUGAUUGGUUUUAAGAAGCUCUCUAGAUAAUUUAUAAAGAAACACAGGCCUCCUCUUUAUACUAGCUAUUUGCUUUUUAUAAUUCCCAAGUAACUAUUUGCUAAAUCUCCAAUAAUGGCAAGACCCUCCCACCCCCUCACCACCCAAGCCUCCGUGUUUGAAAUCCAGAUUGAUUUUGAUGUGAAAGGCUGAAGAGGCACCCAGGCUGCAAACUCAUCACAGCGCCUGGGGCGGACUCCGUCCCAGCUCUCUUGUACCCAUGACCAGGGCCCAAUGCUUAGCCUCCCGACAACUUUGCCAGCGGCUGGGACAGUGCAUGGCACUUACAAGCGAGAAUGAUGCUUAUGACUGGUUCUGUUGGUUGGAAUCAAUGGGGAACAUCCUGUGAACUCCAUAUUUUCACCCCAUUAUUAGACCCAAGAGCCACCAGUAGUUAAGAAUUGUAAAUGCCAUUCACCACCCCCUUCCAAAAAACCCCUAAACUGUUCAAAAUAAAGAAGCCGUAGA
This is a messenger RNA of Mustela erminea (ermine), 1821 nucleotides long. It is a transcript of the gene STOML3, whose product is annotated as stomatin like 3. Bases 124 to 999 code for a protein of 291 amino acids. Gene Ontology annotation, cellular component: plasma membrane. The record is from RefSeq and is a predicted model, not a curated record. NCBI's taxonomy places the organism in Eukaryota, Metazoa, Chordata, Mammalia, Carnivora, Mustelidae. The transcript has 7 exons.